Messenger RNA from Nylanderia fulva, 1804 nucleotides. Its product is annotated as queuosine 5'-phosphate N-glycosylase/hydrolase. NCBI's taxonomy places the organism in Eukaryota, Metazoa, Arthropoda, Insecta, Hymenoptera, Formicidae. The record is from RefSeq and is a predicted model, not a curated record.
UUACACGAGGUAUGUUAUUCAAUCGCCAUGAAUGUCAAACGAAUUUAUUUUAUAUAACGAGCCGGUAUCUUAUAUCGCGAUAUCUUAUCGUAUUAUUGAUGUUUGCGAAAACGUAAAGAAGCUUGUAUCUCCUUUACUUGAACAAGACGUCUUCGUAUUUUCAUGAUCCCCAGGAGUCACGUGUCACGUGUUGACGUUCCAGUGCGCUCCUAGUUUUUCCUCCUGUCAGAGUGUUUUGACGAAGCAAAAUUACUUUCCUCUCGCAAUCGUAUAUAAUUUACAUUUACAUCUCGUGAUCAAGAGAUCCCAUCAUGGUUCUGAUGCCGAAAGAUUCCGCGAAGUUGGUCGCCGGUUUGGCGAAGCACGUGUUCGUCGAGCAGAAGGGUGUGAGAAAACUGGCGUCGACGAUCUUCGAGGGUAUCAAAACGGGUAAGAUUCGUCCAGGCAACAAUUUCUCGCAGGUCAAAUUUCAUCCUCAGGGUGACGAUCCCAGGGCGGCAGAUUGGAUAUUCCUCCUGGACACGUUGAAUUUUUCCUUCUGGACCGAGACGGGCGCGAAAAAGUGGACGGUCAGUGGAGAAACCGGAUACUUCGCGUUUUGCGCCGCCGUCCAGAGGGCUAUCGACGAGGGGAAGCCGAUGUGGGAUCCCAAGUAUUAUUCACAGCUGACGCAUCAGGACGUUGAAAAUAUUUUCCGAGGCGACGACGGUGAGACCAACAUUCCUCUCAUUCAGGAAAGAAUUAAGGGUCUGCACGAAGCCGGCAAGGUUCUGCUGGAUAAAUAUCAAGGUACAUUCGUGGAAUGUAUUAAGUCGUGCUCCGGUUCAGCUGAGAAGUUGCUCAAGUUGAUCGUCGACGAGUUCGAGUCGUAUCGGGACGAGGCCGAUUACGAGGGUCACCGGAUCAGUAUCUACAAGAGAGCCCAGAUCCUGAUAGGCGACAUAUGGGCCUCCUUCGAAGGACGUGGACUCGGGGAAUUCCGCGAUAUAGACAGCAUCACUAUGUUCGCCGAUUACCGCAUCCCUCAAGUUCUCGUACACUUCGGAGCUAUGCGUUACAGCGAUUCCCUCAGGAGCAAACUCGAAUCCGACGUGCCGUUGAAGCAGGGUGACAAGGAGGAGGUCGAGAUUCGUGCCUGCUCGAUCGAGGUGGUCGAGCAAGUUUCCGACGAGGUGCGAAGAUUGAUCCAGGCCGAUCCGAAGUUGAAUUUGAACCCGUCGACAGCCGUCAACGCGAUCCUCAUCGAUCAUUUCUUGUGGGAUUACCGGAGAGAAUACGCUCGAGAAUUGGAGCGCAUCCCAUUCCAUAAAACUAGGACCAUAUACUAUUAGAAAUUACAUGGUGCGAUCAGGACCACUGAAUUCUAUACUCUAGAAAUGAGCAGAGGUAUUAUAUUAUUGGAUCCAUUCCUUGGGAAAUCAUAGAGAAAAAAUAUCCAUGUCUUUUUAUAUAUUAUAUAUAUAUAUAUAUACUUUCACACAUUUGAGAAAAUAUUAAGCUACGUGAGUUUAUAUGAAAAAAUAAUAACAUUUUAUUUUUUAUGUGAUUUUUGUAUGAUCUUACUAGCAGAUUUACCAGUGCUCCUUCCAGUUAAAAUAGAAUUCAGUCAUCAGAGCGUACAAAAAAAUUAACAAUUGAUUAAGUAAAGAAAUAUAAUUCACGUCGUUACACAUACACACACAACACACAAUAUUUAACUAAAUUACAUCUGUGAAUUGUAUUUUACACUUUACACAUUUUCUUACACAUUUGUGAAAAAAGAAAGAAAACACAAUAGGAAUAAAAUAGAAUAACAAUUAUUAUG